Messenger RNA from Globicephala melas (long-finned pilot whale), 333 nucleotides. Lineage: Eukaryota; Metazoa; Chordata; Mammalia; Artiodactyla; Delphinidae. The record is from RefSeq and is a predicted model, not a curated record.
AUGGAUGGUGAGUUCCAGCUAUUACAGAGGAAUUGCAUGGACAAGUACUACCAGGAGUUUGAAGACGCAGAAGAGAGUAAGCUCACCUACACACCUACUUUUUACGAAUAUAUUUCUUUGGUAGAAAAGUAUAUAGAAGAACAGCUGUUGGAGCGGAUUCCUGGAUUUAACAUGGGGGCUUUCACUACAACUUUACAGCACCAUAAAGAUGAAGUGGCCGGUGACAUUUUCGACGUGCUUCUCACGUUUACAGAUUUUCUAGCUUUUAAAGAAAGCUUUCUGGACUACCGAGCAGAAAGAGAAGGCUGGGGACUGGACUUAAGCAGCAGUUGA